Scheffersomyces stipitis CBS 6054 is the source of this 639-nucleotide messenger RNA. It is a transcript of the gene PIS1, whose product is annotated as CDP-diacylglycerol--inositol 3-phosphatidyltransferase. The transcript has a single exon. Gene Ontology annotation, cellular component: Golgi apparatus; membrane. Gene Ontology annotation, biological process: phosphatidylinositol biosynthetic process. The coding region runs from base 1 to 639 and encodes 212 amino acids. Lineage: Eukaryota; Fungi; Ascomycota; Pichiomycetes; Serinales; Debaryomycetaceae. Gene Ontology annotation, molecular function: CDP-diacylglycerol-inositol 3-phosphatidyltransferase activity. The record is from RefSeq and is a predicted model, not a curated record.
AUGUCCAAAGUCACAGUAAACGAGAUCUUCCUAUACAUUCCCAAUCUCAUUGGUUACUUCAGGAUAAUAGCAGCUGUAUUGUCUUUUUUGUGCAUGAAGAACCACCAGCUUCUCACCCUCAUCUUUUAUGGUAUAUCAGGAUUUUUGGAUGCCUUCGAUGGCUAUGCAGCUAGAAAGUAUAACCAGGGAACUAGAUUUGGCGCCGUGUUGGACAUGGUCACUGACAGAUGCGCUACUUCGUCGUUGAUCGUGUACUUGGGCACCCUUUACCCCAAAUAUACCUUUUUCUGGCAACUUCUCGUAUCGUUAGAUUUGGCUUCUCACUACAUGCACAUGUAUGCCAUGUUGAGUUCAGGCUCCACUUCUCACAAGAACGUCGACUCUACCCAGUCUAGGAUUUUAUCGUUGUACUACACAAACAGAACAGUCUUGUUCUUUGUUUGCCUUGCAAACGAGGUAUUCUACGUAGCCAUCUACUUGCACUACUACAACUGGUUCUGGUUGGGCACCUUCAUGGUUUAUUUGAACGCUCCCAUCUGGUUAUUCAAGCAGUACACCAACGUCGUUCAGUUGAAGAGUGCAUCACUCAUUUUGGCUAGAAUGGAUGCCGAAGACAAAUCGAAGUCUAAGUCCACAUAG